GGGUAAACAAUCCAAACAAUCCUCGCCGUCUCUCACCGCUAUCUGUCUAUCUCUCUAUCUAUCUCGACCCGACCUGUCACCCACCGACCCAUCACCACGUUUGCCCCCACUCGGGUGUCCCCGUCUGUUCGCUUUCCUUUCCUUUCCUUUCCUUCCCUUCCCUUCCCUUCUCCUCCCAACGUCUCGCUCUUUCUCCCGCUCAGUCUUCCUUUCUCCGAUGACCUGUAAGAGUGGAUCGUCGUGACUGACGGGAUGACGGAUCGCGAAGCUGCGGCCGAGUUACCCUCGGGUCCUGUGGACGUCAACAGCGCCAUGGAUCUCGACCCUCUCGAGGCAGACCGCCAGCUCGAGCAAUCUCUGCAGUCCACGUGUGCCGACCAUGCUGCCCGCGAAUCCCCCUUCCGCAAGCACUCCCGCAACCCUAGCGAUUCCAGCCUCGAGUCCAGCCUCGAUUCCGGGUUUUCCUCCGACGUUUCCGGUCGCUUCGAUGAUGCAGAAGAGCUGGACUACGCCCCGGCCCAGAGCAGGUCUCCAUCGGUUCACUCGGCUAAACGACGUCGCUCGAAUGACUGGCCGCUGCAGCCACCGGACACCGUCACGGACAAUGAUGUGCCGCCCCCGAAGGAGACCCCCAGCGGUAGCAUCACGACGGGAUAUCGCAAGCCGUUCCACACGGCGAACAUCAAAAGCAAUGGCUCGCCGCGGACAUUGCGGUAUGCGCGCCAGGCCGUUCCAUCCAUCCGUGGCCGACGUUCGCGGUUUGUCGAAGAAAGCAUGAAUGACAGCGUGAGCGAGAAACCGCCGAGCAUCUUCAUGCGCGAUGACGCACGGAACCACGCAGGCCAACGGCCUUCGGGGAUUUUCCGGUUCGGGAAAGCGAUCGCAUCGGCGUUCAACCCAUUUGGAGCCUGGGGCUCAAAGCCGCCUGCAGAUGCCAUCAAGCAGACCGGCGACCCUCUUAGUCAGGCGGAGAAAGCAUAUGCCGAGCUGAAGAAGUCGGGCUACAAGGGGACGGUCAAGGGAAGCUACUUGCAGAAUCUGCAUGCAGAGUCAAAUACUCCUCAGCGGUCGUGGAACCCGAUACCCGAGCGCAUGGAAAAUGGGCCCGCGGGGCGCCAUUCGCGACAGAAUUCGGGCGAGAUCACAGAAUUGGCAGGCCCGAUUCGCUCGGAGCUGCGUAAAGCCAAGUCGUCUUUGGGAAUCCCGCUUGUGAAACGGCAAGACUCCAGCAAGUUCCUCGAGGAGCUGGAGGGGUCCGCCGUGCGACGACAGAAAUCCCGCAAGGAGCUCCAACGGCAGGCCAAGCUGAUGAAGCGAGUCAGCGACCUGGAGAUCAAGCUGGAUCGGGCCCGUCGAGAACUGCGCGCACUCGUGGGCGAGGAGGUGGUGCUGGCACCGACCCCUUAUGUGGAAAGGCCCUACCCCCGGAAAUUUGUCCCUGGGGCGCUCCCUUCACUCCCCUCAGAGAGACUGCUGUACAAUGAGGCCGUAUCGCCAGCGUCCCCUCGAGCUGUCUCGGCCCCAUUGACCUCCCUGGCGGAGAGUGUGCAGCAAGGCGCACCACCCCAGCCCAGCAGCGGGCCGCACGAACUCGCCGGGACGCCAUAUACUACGCCCAAACUCCCCCAAGAACGCCACGGACAAACCUCCCUAAGUGCAGACAGUCCCUCACUCAAACGGAAAUCGCCCGACCCAGAGUCUCUGAAAGCCACACAGACAGACUCAAAGCACCCGACCCCUCACUCCGACCAGCCUGCCAACUUUGAGGAGGUGACCACCCCGCGACGGGCUAAGUUGCCGAAGAUGUUCACCAGCGACAGCCCCGGCUCUGUCGAGCGGAAGCAAUCCAAAGACACGGGUCGCUCCCCAAGCGAAGAGCGCGGACGACGACGCUCCCAGCCCCUCCGAUCCGCAAGCACGCGGUCUCCGUCCGGGCGACGACGAGCCUCGAACUCGUGCAACCGCGCCCAACCCAGCCUUCGCAUGAAGAAGGGCCGCGCCGACCUCCGGGGGACCAGCGAGCCCAUUCCGUCGCACGGUGAUCACGACAAAGAGAACCGUCCCACCACGCCAACACCCCCCGACGAUGGCAGCGAGGAGCCCCAAGCGUUCAGCUCUCUGGAUGAGGGCACCUCCCCGUCAUCGACUAAGAAGAAGCCCAUCCGCUACGAAUACAUUCCUCCGGUCCCGCCCCUCCCGAAGGACCUCUCCGCCACGGCAGCCAAGGUCGACCGCCGCCUGGCCAAGGAGAUGGUGAAGAAGCGCGAGGCGCGCAACAAAGCUAUGGCGGAGGCCGGAGUAAAGCCAGAGGGUGUUGAAAUGAUCAAUGGUUUUCAGUGGCCGGAAGACUUUUUCUAAAUUAACCUUUGCUAGCGUUGGUUGAGUAUUGCAUUGGCACAGCCUUGGUAGGCCAGAGCAUAUUAUGAGAACGAGGACGAUGAUGACGAUGAAGACGAUGCAUUGGACCUAUCCAAACAUAGGUUGACUUGGGUACAUCUGUGUCUACUUGGUCAUCCUGUGCGUGGUUGUUUGGAUAGAAGAGGGGAGAAGAUGGCGGUGGAGGUGAUUUCCUAUGUCUAUUUCCUAUUGUUCCUCACUAAUGAACGUCACGACUAAUGACCAUAAUGAACAUGC
This is a messenger RNA of Aspergillus ibericus CBS 121593, 2634 nucleotides long. Its product is annotated as putative nuclear RNA binding protein. The coding region runs from base 253 to 2358 and encodes 701 amino acids. The transcript has 2 exons. The record is from RefSeq and is a predicted model, not a curated record. NCBI's taxonomy places the organism in Eukaryota, Fungi, Ascomycota, Eurotiomycetes, Eurotiales, Aspergillaceae.